AUUGACGUGUGGAGUGUAGGCAAUAUUUUAUGAAGUAUGAUUGAUGGUUGAGAAUACAUUAUAUGAAAAAAGAAUAGUUAAGAGGGGUAUGGUGCUAUGGUGGACAAUCAUACUAAAAAAUGGCUUUCUAGUUUCUGAUGUCUCCCCGGCACUGAAAUCUUUACAGCUGAAUCAUAAUGGCAUGCGUAAUGCUUUUAUUAUAAAGUAGGGUGAUAAAAUAUAGAAAAUUGGAAUGAUAAUUGUGUGAUUAUAGAUGGUCGGGAUAUAAAAAGGUGUUAAUGCACGACACGCCAAUCUUCUUCGUUUAGCUAACGACUUGCUGAGGUUUGACCGGCACUGAGAUUUUAAUAUAUUGCCACCCCAGCUGAUGUAGGCGCCGAAUAAACGAUUUACAUCUACUUUGUCCACCAAUUAGGAACAAGUUGGUGGAGAGAGAUAGUCAACGCUAACGUAAAACACAGAAGGAGAAUUGGAGAAAAGACAUAGAGAUAACCAGAAUAGACCAUUUCCAGCCUCAACAAUACACCCCUUCGUCAAACACUUCACUUGUUUUUGCUCUUCGUUCCAUCAAAACCCUGCAUGGGGUCCUUCUUAUUCAUCCCUACUAUUUUCUUACUUUUUGUUCUCCUUGUUCUCGUCUCCGGUGGAUCUUUCUCAGAGUUCAUAUACCCGAAUUUCUCAGCUUCACACUUUCAAUUCGUUGACAACAAAGGCGGUGCCUUCUUGUCCUCUCGAAAUGGAACAUUUAAAGCUGCUAUUGUCAAUCCUGGUGCUGAACAACCCAACUUCUACUUGUGCAUCAUCCAUGUGGCAUCCAACACCGUCAUCUGGACUGCUAAUCGUAAUGCUUCCAUAUCAGCUUCUGGUGAGAUGAAUCUAACGGCCAAAGGUGUUAGCAUUUCAGAUGAGGAUGGUACUCCCGUAUGGUCAACUCCAUCAUUGAAGUCACCAGUUUCUGCAUUACUGCUGAAUGAAAUGGGUAAUCUUAUCCUUCUUGAUCAAUUCAAUGGUUCCCUUUGGGAAAGUUUUCACUAUCCAACCGACACGAUUGUGAUUGGACAACACUUACCAGUUGGGUCAUUUCUGUCCAGUACUCGAUCAAAUUUUUCAAUUGGUGAUUACAGGCUCAUAAUAAGUGAUUCUGAUGCGUUACUUCAAUGGCUUGGACAGACAUAUUGGAAAUUGUCAAUGGAUACAAACGCUUAUACAAACUCGAAUUAUAUAGUGGAAUAUAUGUCCAUUGACAGAACAGGUCUUCAUCUGCUUGGUCGUAAUGGAACAGUGGUCGUGAUUCAGGUGCUCUUGUCAUCUUCUGACUUGCGAAUUGCCAAGUUGGAGUCCUCUGGCCAAUUUACUGUCAAAAGUUUAUCUGGUACUGACUGGACGCAAGAAUUCGGUGGGCCAGCUGAUGAUUGUCAAAUUCCAUUAGUUUGUGGCAGAAUUGGUUUGUGUACUGCAUCCACCAGCCAUACUUGUUCAUGCCCCGCAAACUUCCAUGCAGGUUCAGAAGAUACUGGUGAUUGUGUGCCAAGUGGUUCUUUUUCUUUGCCGUUUUCUUGCAACUCAACCAUUAAUGGUAGUCAGUUGAAUUCACCAGCCAUUUCAUAUAUCGGGCUUGACUACGGUAUGGAUUAUUUUGCCAAUGUUUUCUCUGAGCCUGUAAAAUAUGGUGUUAAUUUGUCAACCUGUCAAGCUCUAUGCUCAAGUGACUGCACUUGCUUGGGAAUUUUUUAUGAAAAUUCAACUGGUUCUUGCUAUACACUUAAAGAUGAGUUGGGUUCCAUUUUUGUGAGUAAUACAGCCAAAAAUGACCUGUUGGGCUACAUCAAAGCUCUUGUUGGAUCUUCUCCAUCAAACUUCGGUGAUAAUAAUCAAAGCAAAAACUUUCCUGUAGCUGCUCUGGUGCUUUUGCCGUUCAGUGGGUUCUUUCUGUUGGUAGCUCUAGGUUUCCUCUUGUGGGGAAGACGGAGACAGUCAAAGAAAAAAGAGAUAAAAUUAGGGCAUUUUGGCUCACUUUCUUCAGGGGAGAUGGAUGCCUUCUAUAUCCCAGGUUUACCUAAGAGGUUUGAUUAUGAAGAACUUGAAGUGGCUACAGAUGAUUUCAAGACCCUGAUUGGGUCAGGUGGGUUUGGUGCUGUGUAUAAGGGUGUUCUACCUGAUAAAACUGUUGUAGCUGUAAAAAGGAUAAUAAAUUUAGGUGUUCAAGGGAAAAAAGAUUUUUGCAGUGAGAUUGCAGUAAUUGGUAAUAUUCACCAUGCCAAUUUGGUCAAAUUGAAAGGUUUUUGCGCCCAAGGGAGACAACGCCUUUUGGUUUAUGAGUAUAUGAAUCGUGGGUCACUUGACCGGAGUCUUUUUGGUAGUGGACCAGUAUUAGAAUGGCAAGAGAGGCUUGAUAUAGCACUAGGGACAGCCCGUGGGCUUGCAUACCUGCACAGUGGGUGUGAGCAGAAGAUAAUCCAUUGUGAUGUGAAGCCAGAGAACAUUCUCUUACACGACCGCUUUCAAGCAAAGAUCUCCGAUUUUGGCCUUUCGAAGCUUCUAACUACUGAACAGUCUAGUCUAUUUACAACUAUGAGAGGCACACGUGGCUAUCUCGCCCCAGAAUGGCUAACUAACUCCGCAAUCUCAGAAAAAACUGACGUCUAUAGUUUUGGAAUGGUACUACUUGAACUUGUGAGUGGAAGGAAAAAUACGUUACGACUGCAAAGCCAUAGUCUGAAUAACAGUAGCAGCGGUGGGGGUCAGUCAUCAUCGUCAUCUGGGUCAGCACUUGUUUAUUUUCCUCUAUUUGCUCUAGAGAUGCAUGAGCAGGGGAGGUACUUGGAGCUUGCUGACUGGAGAUUGGAGGGACGGGUGACAAGUGAAGAGGUGGAGAAAUUUGUACGUGUCGCGUUGUGUUGCGUUCAUGAGGAACCAGCACUUAGGCCAAAUAUGAAUACUAUUGUUGGCAUGCUGGAAGGUGGGAUCCCUUUGGGUCAGCCAAAUUUGCAAUCAUUGAAUUUCUUGCGCUUUAUUGGGCGUGGAUUUACUGAGGCUUCUAUGAUAGAAGAGGGAACUGAGCAAAUUGAUCGUGUGUUGUAUCCAGAGGCGAGUGCUUCUCCUACAACAACAACCAUGGACUCGCGUUAUUACUUCUCUUACGUCUCUUCACAGCAAGUUUCAGGCCCAAGAUAGUGUUGAGUAGUUGAGCAGCUUGUGUAUAGUUAAUCGUGAUGAGAAUUAAAUCUGGUGAAAAAUACUUUCCUUAAAAAUGAACGCACACUCUCAAGAAAAAUGGUUGAGAUGGUGAUGUCACUAGCAUUGGAGAAGACAAUGUUAAAAGGGGAAAUAUUGAGCUGCUAUAUGAGUAAGUUGUGGUAUGCUAGGUACAAGUGAUUCUGCAGAUAUCUUCAGAUAACCAGUUACAGAGAUCUUUCUUUCCUCUCUUGAGAGAAUGAAGUUGCAAGUGUUUGCACUUUCAAAUAUUUUCUCUUCAUGUAGUUGGAGAUUUUUUCAGUCGAAGGAGACUAAAGAUAUACUGGGGACAUGGAAUUUAUGGGGUUGAAUCAGCCUCAACAUUCUAUUUUGGGAAGCAUCCAUCUUGUCUAAGUUUGGGGGAGUCUGCAAUGCUUGCUGGGCUAAUACCUGCCCCAGAACUUCGAUCGCCGCUCAGGGAUCCUUCCAGAGUAAAAACCUUCCAAGCCAGAGUUUUGAAGAGGAUGGUGGACGUAGGCUUUCUUGAUUUUGAAACAGCACUUUUUGUCGUGAAACAGUAUCUUCCUCUGCAUGUUACUGAGUCAGAAGCACCUUUUGUCUUUCUCCCGGGAGUAGGUACAAACUCCAAAUUCAGGGACAUAUGGGACUGGGAAACAGAGAGCAAAAUCUGGGAAGCAUACGAGGAUAUGGAAAGAUGGGCCCUCAAGGUCCGGGACGGAGCCUCAGCAAAACGUUCUUGUUCUCAAGAUUAAUUGUGAGUGAUCCUACCAUUAAACUGGUUCUUCUGGUCCCUCUUGAAGCUUUGUUGCACAGAUUUUACCGUAUACAUCGUGUUACAACUAUGAAUAGCUCACCAUUGUGGCUGAGUCCUUAUAUUGUAUUUAGUUGGCUUAGUCCAAAUUUCCUUUUGGUAAUUCAGUUAGUAAAAGGGUGCUGACAUCAGAGUCACACCUUUUGGCUUUAUGGGUUGUAUUUAAAUGAUUUCCUUGGAAAUGAUUGGCAACCAGAAUCAGAUAUUUCUCUACCAUUUCUUACUUUAUU
Molecule: messenger RNA, 4236 nt
Organism: Prunus avium (sweet cherry)
Lineage: Eukaryota; Viridiplantae; Streptophyta; Magnoliopsida; Rosales; Rosaceae
Source: RefSeq, a predicted model, not a curated record